CAGACCGAAGCUCUUCCACCUUGCCUCACCCAACACGAUUCUCAGAUUCACCACGUCUCCCGCAGCUCUAUCCCUCUCUACGAAAUAACUGUUUCUUACUUUCAUGUCCAACUCUUUCCAGGCCAGGAUGACAGUGCAUUCUCCCACCGCACCUCCUGCAGGCGUAGCAGCCUCUGACACAGCACCAAAUCACCCAAAGCCUCCAAUCAUGGACGUCCAUAAUGCUGCUGCCUCCUCCACGGCAACCGCUGCUGAAAGUGAAGCUGUCACACCACCACCUCGCCUCUUGGACAGCGACCCAAGCAAGUUUCGGUCUCUGAAGCAGGUCAUCGUUGUCGGCCAGCCUGGGAGCGGUACUGAUGGCGUUGGCGAUGCACUCAAGAAACUCGGUUUCAAGGUCUACGACUUUCAGGCCGCUAGCAACCGAUACGAACGCGACUUCCCUCUUUGGCUCGAAGCCGCACGCCUACACCAGGAAGGUCGGCCAUACAACCAGUCCGACUACGACAAGGUGAUUGGCGAUCACAAUGCCCUCGUUGGAGCCCCGACCAGCUUUUUCGACCAUGAAUUUAUCAAACUGUACCCUAACGUAAAAGUUAUACUGGUGACGCGAGAAUCUAACUUGGAUAUCGUCGAGAAGCUUCUCGGGAAGGUUACGUCUCGUUUCUGGCAGCGCAUUGAUCCUGUCUACCACGGUAACAUAAACCGGUUCCUCAUGCUAAACGCUAAAUCGGAUAACCAUUACUGUAUGAAGAACGACCGAGUCAUUCGCGAGACUGUCCGAGAGAAGAACCUUUUCGAGAUCCACGACUUGAUCGCAUGGGUGCCACUGUGCAAGUUUCUUGGUGUUCCGGUCCCAGACGAACCCGCGCCAGAGCUUCACGACAACACAAUCCAGGUAGAACUUGCUGCGCGUCCACAACGUGUGUUCCCAGAGAAAGCGAAAAAGACCGGCCGUCGUAUGGUCGUGGGGCUAAUGUACACCUUCACGAUGGUCUCAACCACCUUGGUCUCCGCUCUUGCAGUCUUGCUCGGAAGCCUUGGCCUCUUCAAACUCUCGUCCUUAAGCCUGCAGCUCUUCAACUUCCUCGUGGCAUGCUCCCAGGUCCGCGACAUAACGCGCUUACUUGCCGGAGGAAUAGCAUCGCUCACUCUCGUCUGUGGCUUUGUUGCAGGAUGUUGUCUGGCUCGUAUGCGUAUCGCCAACGCUGAUACGGUUGCAUCACCUCGCCGCGACUACCAGCGCAGGAACAAGAACGGCCGUAGGAAGGGCAAACAAUGCCGUGGAAGGCAGUCUGAAGAUGAUGAGAAUACCCGUCCCGAGCGCCCAACACACCCUAAGUGGAGCGGCGUACAGGAGAACAUCCGCAAGGACGAUGCUGAGGUGCGAAAGGAAGGAAAGGCGACCUUUGAAGAAUGGAAGAACGGGAAGCAUGUAGCAUUUCAUGUCACACACAAGCGCACUGAGAGUGGCCAGGGCCUGUUCAGCGGACCUCGCAAGAUCUUGUCGGUUACGGAAGAGACGAUCGAGUAGGUGGUGACGCGGACGAACGGCGGUGAGACUCCGGGUAAGGGAUACUUCCAUACAUUAGAGCUCCUUUCUAUGUGCUACAACCAUGACCAAGCGCACACAGAACGAUGCG
This is a messenger RNA of Macroventuria anomochaeta, 1643 nucleotides long. RefSeq lists its product as uncharacterized. NCBI's taxonomy places the organism in Eukaryota, Fungi, Ascomycota, Dothideomycetes, Pleosporales, Didymellaceae. The record is from RefSeq and is a predicted model, not a curated record. The coding region runs from base 104 to 1534 and encodes 476 amino acids. The transcript has 2 exons.